This is a messenger RNA of Antrostomus carolinensis (chuck-will's-widow), 975 nucleotides long. RefSeq names its product transmembrane protein 19 (gene FAABTP). NCBI's taxonomy places the organism in Eukaryota, Metazoa, Chordata, Aves, Caprimulgiformes, Caprimulgidae. Gene Ontology annotation, cellular component: membrane. The annotation marks the transcript as partial. The transcript is spliced from 4 exons. The record is from RefSeq and is a predicted model, not a curated record.
GAUUGGUGGUAGGAUUUAUCCUUACAGUUGCAAAUUACAGUUUCUUCACUUCUUUGUUUGUAUUUUUCGUUACUUCUUCAAAACUUACUAAGUGGAAAAAAGAUAUAAAGAGGCAAAUAGAUUCUGAAUACAAAGAAGGUGGACAGAGGAAUUGGGUGCAAGUAUUCUGUAAUGGUGGUGUUCCUACUGAGCUGGCUCUCUUAUAUAUGAUAGAAAAUGGACCAGGUGAAAUUCCAAUCGACUUUUCAAAGCACUACACAGCAUCAUGGAUGUGCUUGUCCCUUUUGGGAGCUUUGGCAUGCUCUGCUGGUGAUACAUGGGCUUCAGAGAUUGGUAGUGUUAUGAGUAAAAGCAAGCCAAGGUUGAUAACCACCUGGGAAAAGGUUCCAGUAGGUACUAAUGGAGGAAUUACUUUGGUGGGCCUGCUCUCAAGUUUGCUUGGCGGCAUGGCAGUAGGGAUGGCCUACUUCCUAACACAACUCAUUUUCGUGACUGAUCUGGAAGCAUCUGCUCCGCAGUGGCCUAUUGUUGUGUUUGGUGCAGCAGCUGGCUUACUGGGAUCAAUUGUGGAUUCAUUUUUGGGAGCUACGAUGCAGUACAGCGGUUUUGACCAGAAUAUCGGCAUGGUUGUCAACCACCAAACAAAAGAUUCCAAGCACAUAUCUGGAAAACCUAUAUUAGACAACAAUGCAGUAAAUCUUUUUUCUUCUAUAAUCAUAGCUUUGAUGCUUCCAGGCAUGGCGUGGUGUUUCUGGCCCAGGGGCUGAAAUGGUUAAGGUUUUCUGCAUGCUGUGUUCAGUCUUACUGAAAGACUUCAAAAAGUUCUUUUUGAACUUUCUUGAAGAGAGAGAGACAUCUGAAACUUUCAGAGAGCCAAAGAACUUUCCAUCUCAAUUUAAAGGCUGUAAGCUUCAUAAUGGCAGUUGGCAUCUGUCAGGGCAAGGAAGGGGUUUUGUCGAUAUGCUCUUGCUGCUC